AGAUGGCAGCACCCACUCGUUAAAUGGUGUUUUAUUUAUACCACAAUAGUACAACAGUAUUCUAAAAUGUUAAAUGUAUUGUCAUUUCGGUCCUUGUAUAAAGAUUUAAAUUAAUAUUCUGGGGUAAUUAAUUCGGAUUUCAUUUGCUAUUGGUCCAAUAUAAACAACGGGUAACAAUAUAAACAACGGGUAACAAUUGAAUGUCACACUAUGUAUUACACAGUGCUACCAUCGAAGCGAGAGAAAAUUUAUGAGACCAAAACAAUCCUAUUGCUACUACGUAAAGAACGCAAUGGAAGCCAGCUGGUCUGGUAAGGUUGCUAAGUCUUUAGUGAUAUUUGGAUCUGGUAUUGCAAUAACGGCUUGUGCUUAUGCAGCGUUCCGAUAUUGGAAGAGAAGAGAAUCGAAAAGUAUUGAUGAAGGAUUUGAAGAUGUUUCCAAAUUGGAAGAGAGUCCUGAAAGGCGAAUUCUUGUACUUGGUUUGGAGAAUGCUGGGAAAAGUACAAUCUUUGCCCAAGUGACAUCUGGAACACUUAAAAGUAAUGAUGUGAAGCCUACUGAAGGUUUCAAUGUAACUUGUCUACACAAUGGAGGCAUAUCAAUCAACAUUUGGGAAAUUGGUGGUAGUGAAAGUGUGCGGAAGUAUUGGGGAAAUUUUAUGCAAGACACGGACCUGCUGGUGUUUGUGGUGGAUGCUUCAGAUCUUCAUAACUUGUCUUUGGCAGUUAAAGAAGUUAAAACUUUGCUGGGAGAUGACAGACUCACUAGAGUUCCAAUUUUAGUAUUAGCUAACAAGCAGGACCAACCAGGUGCAAUGUCCCCUGAGGAGGUAGCAGAUGCCCUGGACCUUGGUAGUAUUCCUUCAUCCAAACACAAGGUCCAGGUGUUAGGAACACAAACUCCUCCAAAUUCUCAUACCAGGCAUCCUUCCAUAGCUGAAGUGGAGCGUGCUCUCCUUGUCAUGAGCGGGGGCAACUAACAGUGUUUCAUACAAGUGACGAGAACUGAAGGUUUUGGCGAGUUCCUUGCUCUUUGCCGCACCCACAUCGCUCCGGGCUGUCACAUAGCCUCAACUUUCACUGUCAUCAGUUAUUUUGCUGCGAUGCCGCCUAGAAUUGAACCGGGUCUUCUGGUUCGGCAACAGGCAAAGGAAUUGAAUACUGAUCUAUGUGCUAGCAACCCUGAGUACUUCCGCAGACAUCCCCACUUACAGUGCUACCAAGAUUUGUUACCAAAGAAACUUUACCUUUUAAAAUUUUAUAUAAACAUCAUCCUUUAACAUUGCAUUGCUCUAACUCUGCAUUUUCCGCUAGGCAUAUCUUUCGAUUUUUAUAACUUCUGAUCAGAACAUUAACGAUAUGGAAUUUUCAAAUUAAUUAUUAAGUGGGUAUUAUAGUCUCCGUGGAUUAUGAUUCAUGUUUACGUUAAUUUAUGGGAAAUGAAAAUAUCCGUUACGUUGGGAUAGCUCGGUUGACCACGUGUAAUUAAAUUUUAAGUACAAAGUAGAGAUCCUGAUGUAAUGUUCGUCUUCAUCACCUGGAGGAUUACGUCAUGCACACAGCAUUGCGUCACUUGCAUAUAGUAAUCUCCACCCUUUCAAAUCACGACCAAGUCUCCAUUUGUACCGAGUAUAAUAGCAUUUACAACAAAUAGGUCUUCCAGCUAGUCUAUUCCCUUGAACUUUUCCCCUCAUGCGUGCUACAUGUCCCGAGCGUGUCAUCCUUCUUGUUUGAGUACAGUUAUGUUCAUCGUAUUUGGUGAGGAGAAAAAAUUAUUAAGUUCAUCAUUAUUAAUUUUACCUGUUAAAGUCGGAACCAUACGUUGCACCAAAGUAAGUGCAAGAUCAUUCAGUAUUUGUGAUAAAAUGUGAGUACAAAUUUUGUAUGAGUCCCGAUUAUCCUACCUAAACGGGACCGAAGAACGGUCUGAUAAUCGAACAUCGAUAAUUGAAAUAACACGGAAGACUUAAUAUUUACUCAGUUUGUAACUUAAUUUACGGCAUUAUUAAAUCGCAAAGGAAAUACGAUAUGACACCAGAUGAAAAAAUGUCACAAACAAAAAUAGUAUUUAUGGGUGCUGUAAGGGAGUAUGAUUUAUUCCGCUACAUGUUGAAUUGACUAUAAAAUGGAGCGUUCCGACACGGUACGUCGAAUAAAACGGAAUGAAUGUCGAAUAAUCGGGACUACUGUAUUUUGGUUGUUAAUGGCGACUUUCUGGUACAUGAAGGGCUGGAACCAACUCACCGUGAGACACGACAUCAGUGUUACGCACUGAAACAUUGCGAUAACUGGAAUGAAAGCCAGUAACAGUUACUUUGCAACAAGAUCUGUACAUUAUGAAUCUUUCGGAUAUUUUUUGUCGGAAUGCAUGAAUAUGUUUACGCGUACCUGCAUGCAGUAAUUUGGGUAAUAUCAACUUUCUGUAGUUUAGAAAGCGUCCAUAAUUACUCCACCUUCUUUUGCAUCAUGUAACUUAACGUUCGACGUUGCCGUAAACAUUAACACGUUUAAACAGAAUGUGUUCACAGUUUGCUGACUCAACACCCGAUAGAGGUGGAGUAUACUAUCGUGACUAGCAUUAAGUACACCAAGUGUUUAGCACUGUAAUGACAAUGUUAACAAAGAAUCCGGCUUAUUCAACGCUAAAGCGCAGGGUUUCGGCUUCAAAUUUUGACAGCGGUUAUCUUAACUGAAAUCUGUCUUCAUUUUUCUUAGUACUUUGAAUUACGCCUUGAUCAAUCCUCUCAAAUCUGUUCUCUGUGCGGUGCAUUAAUCCUUCAGGCCUAGAAGCAAUUAUAUGUACCACCUGCUUUACCAAUCGAUAACUCAGCGUUUUGUAUUUGUGGCUUUCUUAUGGUUCUGAGUGUAAACGGAUUAUUUUCUCAACACCAUGAACCAGCUGUUUUUUCUAAUGGCUAAGCGUUAUGAUUUCUUUGCAGUACGGACUGAAUUAUUAAAUAUUAUUUAGGCAAGCUUCGAUUUCACAGGGUUAAUGUUCUGUUUUAGCCUUAAGACGUGUCUGAGGUCAGCCAGUUACUUUUCAGGUAACUCCAUGUUGUAAUCUACGUUACGUCAAACAUCGUUAAGUAUACCAUAGGUAGAACUAAAUAAAUAAAUGAAUAAAAAUCCA
Zootermopsis nevadensis is the source of this 3129-nucleotide messenger RNA. RefSeq lists its product as uncharacterized. Gene Ontology annotation, molecular function: GTP binding; GTPase activity. NCBI's taxonomy places the organism in Eukaryota, Metazoa, Arthropoda, Insecta, Blattodea, Termopsidae. The record is from RefSeq and is a predicted model, not a curated record.